Messenger RNA from Trichoderma virens Gv29-8, 2127 nucleotides. RefSeq lists its product as uncharacterized. Gene Ontology annotation, cellular component: Holliday junction resolvase complex; nucleus. The annotation marks the transcript as partial. The transcript has a single exon. Gene Ontology annotation, molecular function: DNA binding; nuclease activity. Gene Ontology annotation, biological process: resolution of meiotic recombination intermediates; mitotic intra-S DNA damage checkpoint signaling; double-strand break repair. Lineage: Eukaryota; Fungi; Ascomycota; Sordariomycetes; Hypocreales; Hypocreaceae. The record is from RefSeq and is a predicted model, not a curated record.
AUGGCUCCCCAUGUGAUUGAUCUGAUCUCAUCAAGCCCGCCUUUGCCAGCCAACGCUGAGCCACGAGCAAGAGAAGCAGCAGCAUCACCGGCAGCGUCACCGGCAAUAGUUGCGGCCGACAGACAACCAAACAAAUCCAGACGACCUCAUUCGCCGCAGCUGUUUGUUUCUUCCGAUUUCGACUUCACCGACGAUGAAUCUGCCCUCCAAGACACCAGACACGCAAAGCGGCCACGAAUCUUCGAACCACCGCCUCGUCCACCUGCCAAUUCUUCCCGAGCAGCUCUGCCUCCCUUUCUCAGGGCUACUUCCAACAGACCAAACCAACUGGAAUUCGACCCAAUCGAGUUCACCAGCUCUAUCGAUCCAGACACGCCCGUAACUCAGCACAGUACCAUCAAUACUGGCUCUCGCUCUCGUUUUGCUCAGCCUCAGCCCGCACCGACGAGCAAGGCGCCUGAACAGAUUGUCUUGAGCUCUGAUCCUUUUGCUAGCUCCCCUCCUCCAGCGCCUAUUGUUGCGUCUCAAGAACGAGCAAAGAAACACACAACUACGACUAUCCUAGCCGACGAAUCCGAUCCCUUUGCAAGCUCUCCGCUUCCUCUAGUCCUACCUCCUCCUCCACGUGAGCCACACAAACAACGACAACAGCCAGGUUCUCUACAUCCGAAAUUGACUGUUGACGAAUUUUCGGAUCCGUUCACUAGCUCACAAGAGAUCAACCCCCUUCGAUCUGCGAAUGCGUCCACCCCUCGCAGAGCAGCAUCUGUAGAGGUGGUUGACUACUCCCGGAGGCGAAAGUACUGGGAUCCGAUUUCAAGUUCUGCUCCAGAGCAACCCCCACAAGUGUCACCGCCGAAGAAAAAUACCACUGCCGGACCUGUUGUUAUUAACAUCGACUUGGACUCGUCAGGCACAUCAGAGGAUGAGUUUCCAGACAUUACCGACUUCAAUGUUUCUCACAUCAGACCUCGUCCUCGCUCCCCUAUUCGCCGUUCUCGUAGUGAUAUAGUCUUCUCGAGAAGCAGCAGACCCAAUGCAGCAAGAACAGCAGAGCAGCGGACUCGUGAUAAGGAUGCUCAAGCAGCGGCCAAAGCUGCUGAAAAAGAGCGAAAACGGCAGGAGAAAGAACAACUGAAAGAGGCCAAAGCCCUAGAAAAGGAACGUGCUGCUGCAUUAGCAGAGGUGAACAAGGUUCGCACAGACAAAAAGGUUUCGACGCCGGAGAUGAUUCUCAUCAUGCCAUCAAGCGUAAAUGAAGGACUAAAAAUACAGCUGGAGACCCUGUUGGACGGGCUGAGCGUGGAAUAUACCACCUGGGAGAGCCCUGUUGCCAACACCUUCAAGUGGGAGAGAAAAGUUCGCAGCCGUUUUGACGAUGAGAUGGGUCGCUGGGAACCGAUCCCGCUACAAAUCAAGCCCGAGAAGCACGUACUGGUCCUGAUCACGGCAGAUGAGUUUGUCGGCAUGGCCGUCAGUGACUCUGUAGACUCCAGCGUCUCUCGGACAAAGAGGCACUUCCCCGGCCACGAAUUGAUAUACAUCCUCGAAGGGAUAACCCCUUGGAUGAGGAAGAAUCGCAAUAUCCGAAAUCGAAGAUUCACAUCUGGCGUACGUGCACAAGAACAGCCGGAUCCCGAGGCAGCAGCAGCAGCAGGAGCAUCGGCCACAGCUUCUUCUCGUAGACGCCGUAACAACGCUGCUGUUGAGGAGUACAUUUCGGAAGACAUUGUCGAAGACGCAAUGCUCCGGCUGCAGGUCGAGCAUGACGUUUUGAUCCACCACACGGCUGUACCGUUAGAAACUGCGCAGUGGAUUGCCACCUUCACUCAGCAUAUAUCGACUAUUCCAUACAAGAAAAUGCGGGACAAGAUGACCUCUGCGGCGGGCUUCUGUAUGGAGAGCGGACAGGUCCGCACUGGCGAUGAUGCACGCGAUACUUAUGUUCGCCUGCUGCAAGAGAUUGCUCGCGUCACGGCGCCGAUUGCCUACGGAAUAGUCUCAGAGUUUGGCAGCGUGAGCGAGCUUGUCAGGGGGCUCGAAGAAGGAGGGCCACUGAGGCUGGAGAGUGUGCGGAAGAGUGCCAACAAGGACGGGGCAGCUUCAGACAGAGCGGUGGGACAGGCU